This is a messenger RNA of Protopolystoma xenopodis, 957 nucleotides long. Lineage: Eukaryota; Metazoa; Platyhelminthes; Monogenea; Polystomatidea; Polystomatidae. The record is from the annotation of a GenBank genome assembly.
AUGCCAGAAAACGAAACGCGAAAAGCUAUAGACGAGGAUUCACAGUUGCAAGGACAAAGUGGACGCGGAGGUGUAUCCAAGUGGGUUGACCUCGUCGUCGCAACUUGGUGCUGUUGUCACGGCGACUUGGUAGAAUGCAUCUAGAGCCGCGAUGUGUGGGGAGAGUGGUGGGGCUUGUGUGAAAGGGCCCAGCGUCGAGGCCGGCUCGAGUCCGACUCGCCGAGACAAUCGGCUCCAGCCGGCAGCGCCACACGGAGGCAGGCGGCGAGCGCAAAACACACAUUCAACACACACACUGCGCUGGGGCGACGUCCUUUUUCCACACACGGUCACAUGAGCCGGCUCCUCGAAACGGAGUCUCGUCCCGACCGGAGCGAACUGUGCUCUCGAACUUGCUCCAGCGGGACUCGAACCCGGCUUGUCGUGGCGCGACCUUCAAAAUAUGCACACGUCAACCAGUACGCCGCAGCUCGGUGUGAAUCACAAUGGCCCCCUUAACAGACGAAGCGAGAUUCUGGCCGGGCGUCAGGUCAAUUCGGCCGACAACGCGCAACGCGCAACGCGAAGGAGGAUGGGCUCAUGGGAGCACUUACGAGACGUACCGGUCGGACGAAUUUGUCCCUCGAGCCUACCGAAAAGUACGCAUUCACAAAGUCACCGGAAGCACUUGGUCCCACCCCUCAGAUUGAUUCGCCCGGUUGCCUGCUUGAAGUACUAAUACACAUACACACACACACAAUUAGUGACAGACAGGCAUACGAACAACACCAUCGACAGGACCGACAUGGCCGAGCAAGCUUGACUCCUCGCAUGAGCGACCAUGCUCGAGAUUCGAGUUUAUGUGUCGCCAAGACGACGCAGAAGAAGGAGGAGGGGGGGAGAGGAGAGGGCAGAGCAGAAUGGCUUUUUCACAUUAUUCUUGUUCCCAGAAAAAAAGAAAGAAAGAAAGAACGAUAG